Rhopalosiphum padi (bird cherry-oat aphid) is the source of this 1790-nucleotide messenger RNA. Its product is annotated as inactive peptidyl-prolyl cis-trans isomerase FKBP6-like. Lineage: Eukaryota; Metazoa; Arthropoda; Insecta; Hemiptera; Aphididae. The transcript has 3 exons. The coding region runs from base 341 to 1672 and encodes 443 amino acids. The record is from RefSeq and is a predicted model, not a curated record. Gene Ontology annotation, molecular function: protein binding; peptidyl-prolyl cis-trans isomerase activity.
UUAUUUCUUCCACACACCACAGUUGCUUACAAUAUAUACACGUACUUUGACUUUUUCCGUGUUCGCGUAUUCCGUAUCUAUCGUUGCGAGAUACGAAUAUCUUUACGUUAUUUGAUUUGAUUUUAAAUUUUUAUAUUUCUAGAAUAUUAUCAUUUUCUAGAGCACAAAUCAAUUAACACGUGAAACUCCAAUAUUAUUACACUAUUACAGAUUUGUACCAGAUACCAUCUUGCAAUUUAUUAUAACGUCAACUGAAGGAUCAAGACAAAAUAAAUAUCGGAUUUUGUCAAUAACCAACGAAUAACUUCGUAUACGUCGUAAUCUAUUUGAAUUAUUCACAAUGGCUGACGACACUACCGACCUUCCGCCCAAUUUACUCAAUAUACUCAAAACAGCGUCAGAAGAAAUACUGAAUACACAGGACGGAUACUGUUUUACGGUGGAUAACACACCCAAAGAAGACUUUAACGAUAUGUUUUCUUAUAAUUCAGAUGAGCUGGCUGAGUUUAUUAACUUCGAUAUGAUUGGAGAGGAAGGUGACAAUCUUGAGUCUUUUAACCACCUCAUUACUAAUACAAACUAUGAAGAUGUUACUGGCGAUCGCAAGGUGUUAAAAAUAUUACUGGAACAAGGAGUCGGUCAAGUUGUACCAGAAAACUAUGUAGUUUUUGUACAUUACAUUGCUUAUUUAUCAAACAUUCAAGAACCAUUUGAUGUAACAUAUGUUCAAGGAAGACGACCUAAACGUUUUACAUUGGGUAAUGGUGAACUUAUACCAGGAUUAGAAAUAGGUAUUAAAACAAUGACUAUGGGUGAACUCUCAAGGUUUAUAAUAAAGCCAGAAUUGGCUUACAGAGAAUUAGGAUGCCCACCUCGCAUACCACCAAACGCAACUAUUCUAUUUGAUAUCCAUCUUGUUUCCUAUUUAUCACCUGAAAAUGUCUUAACCUUUGAUAGGGAUAACCGCGAUCCUAACUUAUUUAAUAAAAAUCUUGUACAAGUUAAAAAAUUGCAUCUUGAAGCUAAUGAACAAUUUAAACUUAGAAAUGUAGAUAAAGCUAUAUUUAAAUAUAACCGGGCACUGGAACUACUGCAUAUAGCUGGAUGCAAAAAUAACAAUGAAGAAAUAGAAAUGAUGAAAUAUUUGAAUAAGCUUUAUACUAAUUUAAGCUUGUGCUAUUUAAAGCAAUGUGCUUUUCAUAAAGUUUGUCGUAUGGGUAUAGAAGCAAUGAAAUAUUCAGAAAGAUUUUCCAAGCACUCUGUAAAAUUAUUUUUCAACUGGGGAAAAGCAUUACGCUUACUUAAAGAUUUUACAGAAGCAAAUAAAAAGAUUCAAAUUGCAUUGAAACUUGAACCUCAAAAUGAAACGAUACAUAGUGAAAUUCAUAAAUUAAAAAAAGAUAAAGAAUUUCAUCGUAACAUUGAAAUAAUGACAUUUAAAGAUGACGACAAUGCUGAUGACAAUGAAAGGUUGGCUCCUAAAUUUUGGGAAGUAUUCGAUACACAUUUAAUCGAGUUUUAUAAUGAUGAUGAAGAUGUAUUAACAGUUAUGUUGAACAAAAACCCAGAUGAUAUAGAGGUAGUCAAAAAUAAGGCAAGUGCUUAUGAUCUCCAAGUUCACAUUAUUACAAAAGCUGGUGUUCCAACAAAUUGUAUCGCAAUUCAAAAAUAACUAAUUGUUAAGGUUAAAUUUAAUUUCUAGAUUAACAAUUGUUCAAGUUUCAUAUUAUUUCUAUUUAAAAUGUUGAAUUUGUACAAUAAUUAAUUAAUAAAUGAUAAUUAAUAAUUAA